Messenger RNA from Epinephelus fuscoguttatus (brown-marbled grouper), 2427 nucleotides. It is a transcript of the gene ttc32, whose product is annotated as tetratricopeptide repeat domain 32. Gene Ontology annotation, molecular function: protein binding. NCBI's taxonomy places the organism in Eukaryota, Metazoa, Chordata, Actinopteri, Perciformes, Serranidae. The transcript is spliced from 3 exons. The record is from RefSeq and is a predicted model, not a curated record. The coding region runs from base 26 to 436 and encodes 136 amino acids.
AACACAACAGACAAACCUUCACAUAAUGGAGGAAGAUAACUCCCAAACACUUGAAUAUGCUCACUCUGAAUUCAAAAGGCGGAAUUUCCAGCAGGCAGAGGAGCUGUACACGAAGUAUAUCUCUUCCUGUUCACAGUCCAGGGAAUGUGAAGCUAGUAGUUUGGCCACUGCUUACAACAACCGCGGACAGAUAAAGUACCUCCGGGUGGAUUUUCAUGAAGCGGUGGAGGACUACACUUCCGCCAUACAGACUGACAGCGGGUUUGAAGUACCGUUUUACAACAGAGGGCUCGUCCACUACAGACUGGGUUUUUUUGACGAUGCCAAGAGUGACUUCCAACAAGCAUUAAAGCUCAAUCCAGAUUUUGAAGAUGCCAAAGUGAGCCUGCAGCAGACAAUACUGGACCAGCAGCACAAGAUUAACAGGGGAUACUGACAGCCAGAGUACAUAUAUUAUAUAUCCUUAAAACUGGUGGCUGAAGAGAAGAUGUAUAUUCCGUCAAGUGUUGUCAGUUGAGUUGAUGUGUGUGGACGAUAAUGUUUAAUUUAUGUUUUUAAAGGUGGACCCCAGGAAGAUAAGUGGUGCUCUAGGGCACAGCUAUUGGGGAUCCUAACAAAUAAACAAAAAAGCUUAAAUUUAUGUACAGCUGUCAUCUAACAAAUUAAGAUGUCGCUGUUUAAUCUGAGGAUGAACACUUUGAUUAUUUAAAGAUGUCAGCGUGAAGAUAAAUCUAAAAGUGAAACAUAAAACAACGUGCACAAAGCAGUGACCACUGUAAAUCAGAUGAUAGCUGCAAAAACAUUUUCAGUUUGAACACAUGAAAGGAAGUAGACAACCCACUGGAUCAGGCGCGACGCUUGUAUGGAUUUUUGUUAAGCAGAGCAUUGAUAAUUCCUUUUCUGCACUGACUCGAGACUCUUCCUGUUGGAAAUAAUGUAAUGGCCUCAUAAAUGAAAGUAGAUUAUUGUAUGAGUCUGUGAGUGGACAGCACAGACUCAUCGACUCGAGCAGGAGCACCAGGUGAAAUGAUGAGCUUUGGUUUUACAGUCCGUAAUAAAUGUUAGAGCACCAUCUUGAAGACACUGGGAGGAGGUUUGCGACUAUAAACAAACCAUAAUCAAGUGUUGGCGUACAGUAAUGAUGAGCAGGCUCUCUGGUGCAAAGGAAAAAUGUGUUUUGUGUUUUAAAUGCUGGCAUCAUAUGUUUCUGCAAACCAUGAAUGUGUUACAUUUGUAUGUUUCAUAUGUAUUGUAUUAACAUAGUAUAUUAAUUGACUUUGUCACUGAGAGGUUGAGGGGAUGGUGGAUGUGUGACACCUGGCGAGACACCUGCCAAGCUGCAGAUCACAGUUCAAGACCAACAAAUCCAUUUUUUUUAGCAUGUCAUUGCUAAAAAAAAACCCAGCUUUUUCGUCACCAAAUGCAAAUGUGUUUUAGCGACCUGUUGCUGUUUUUACAUCACCGAUAGUGCCAUGAAAAACAGUUGCAUUUUACCAGACAUCUACAGCUUGUACAGCCACGAUUGUGACACCAAAACUGGACUUUUUAAGUCCAAAUAUGAUCUCUUCCUAACCAUACGAUGAAUUACUGGUCAGGCCUACUGGGCACAGGCCUGGGAGCCUGAAGCAGCCUUUACCUGCAAAAUUCAGAUGUACAUGUGCUCACCAGGAAGAGACAAAAAAAGCCCACAAAGAGAUGCAAGGGGACUGCAAAGAGAGACAAAAUAACUACCGGAGGGGGCAAAGCAAUCAUAAAGAGACACGAAGCGACUACAGAGGGAAACAGAACUACAAAAAAUACACAAAAAUACUCCAAAUAGAAACGAAAUGAUCUUAAAAAGACACAAAACGACAAAAAAGGAUUCAAAAUAACUUCUAUGAGAAACGAAAUUAUCUAUAGAAGGCACAAAACUACAAAAAAGGCAUAAAAUUACUCCAAAGCGAAAGAUAUUGAUCUUAAAAGAACACAAAAUGACUGCUAAGAGACAAAGUGACCACAAAAAGAUUUAUACGAUUACAAGGAGAGGCAAAACGGACAUAAAGUGUGUGUGUCUUGCGCUUUUGUAGAAGAGAGGUAGUGGGGCCUUUUCCAGAGCUGCGCCCAGGGGUCCAGAGUCUCAUAAUCAACAACAUUCCUAACCACAUAACCAAGAGGUUUUACGGCUAAACUGAACCACACUUUAACCACAGCGUUGUUCAAACAUACAGUUUCAUCGUGUCUGCUACAUAAUAACGUACACAUGUAACAUAUCAAUGGUUUGCAGAAACAUACAGUGCCAACAUAUAUUCUGAUGAUUGGGUUGGUUUUAAGGAUUUUUUAUCCUUGAUUCUUGAGACACAAGUUGAAUAAUUUAAAGAGAGACAUUUAUGUUACCAAAGACAUGUACAUAUGUUUAUAAUCACUGAACAAUAAAUUAUUUUUCUCACA